Anthonomus grandis grandis is the source of this 1340-nucleotide messenger RNA. RefSeq names its product DNA polymerase interacting tetratricopeptide repeat-containing, protein of 47 kDa (gene Dpit47). Gene Ontology annotation, molecular function: Hsp90 protein binding. Lineage: Eukaryota; Metazoa; Arthropoda; Insecta; Coleoptera; Curculionidae. Bases 154 to 1320 code for a protein of 388 amino acids. The transcript has 8 exons. The record is from RefSeq and is a predicted model, not a curated record.
CUAUUGCCAGUGUGACUUUUUUAAGAAUAAAGUUUUAGAUUCUCAAAAGAACCUUAGUUGCCCCCAUGUACUAGCAGUUUAUUUAGCGAAAAUUGUGAAAAAAAUUAAAAAAGAGACAUUAUCGGAAAGAGUUUUUCAGGAGUAUUUAGAAACAUGGAUCGAGAAACACAACCGAAAGUGAAAACUCCAAUGACAGAGGCCGAAAGGCUGGAAUUAGCCAAAAAAUUAGAUGAAGAACUGGAUGAAUUCAUCAAUAACCUUCCCAGGAAGAAAUACGAGGAUGGAUGGCCUGAAGACCGAUGGGAAGAGGAAAUGGCAAAACAUCCAUUUUUCAUGAAAGAAGCUCCAAAGCCAGGUGACAAGUUGCACCCUCUCUAUGAGGGCCUACAAAAGUUAAAAUAUGAUCCAGAGGAAAAUGAACCUGAAGAACUGGCGAUAUCAUAUAAAGAAGAUGGAAACUUUAAUUUUAAACACAAAAACUACAGACUUGCCAUAGUGGCCUAUACCGAGGGCCUAAAGCAGAAAUGUGGUAAUCCCGAAAUUGAGGCAAGUUUAUUAAAUAAUAGGGCCGCUUCCCAUUGGUUUUUACAAAAUUAUAGGUCUUGCCUAAAAGAUUGCGAGUUAGCCCUAAAGCAUAAGCCCGAUUAUGAAAAAGUGCUUAACAGGGCCGCGAUGUGCAGCUACCACAUGAAACAAUAUGAAAAAGCCGUAGAAUUUUGUGACAGAAUUUUGCAAAAAAAUAAAACUAACGAUGAGAUUUUAGAGUUAAGGAAAAAUUGUGUUAAUGAGCAGAAAUUAAAAGAGAGGAACCAAAGGAAAAAGGAAAUUGAAGAAAAGAAACGAUUGGAAGAGGAGACUUCUUUAGUAAAUGAAAUUAUUAAGAGAGGAUAUGUUAUAGAAGGAGGAGAGAGAGGAAACAUACAUUUAAGCAAACUGGAACCUUGCUUUCCCGAAUUAGCCCAAAACAGGGUGUUUUUAUGUCAAAUAACCGGCUGCUUGGUUUGGCCAGUGGUUUUUGUUUACCCCGAGUAUAAGAUCAUGGAUUAUCUUCAGCAGUUCAGCGAAAUAGACACUGUUUAUGACCAAUUGAAAAUAGUUUUUGACACAUAUCCCGAGUGGGAUGAAAAACGGGAAUAUCGGCCCGACAAUUUAAAUGUUUACUAUGAAGAUGACAAACAAAAACUCGUAAAAGUAGAUGUCGAUAAAUGUUUAGAGGAUGUUUUAAAGGGUCCAGGCUAUGUAAUCAAAGGAGGCACUCCAUCGUUAAUAGUAUUAGUCAAAAAUAGUCCAAUCGAAUAUAUGUUACUGAACGACCAAUAAAACCAGUUUUGCAUUCUUUA